AUGGCCGACAACAACUCUCCCGGCCCUGGCGGCUUCUUCCACCCUGUAGGUGGGCUCCCAUCUCCUGCGCCCUCAACCGCGUCGUCUGUCACAUCGUCGGGCCUCCCCCAUCCCCGAAGCAAGUCUUUACAGCCAGGCUCCAGCAAAGAGAGCUUAGUCAGGACGUAUGUUGAGGAGCGGCUCAUGGAGACCUCGCGCCGUUACGUCAAAAAGUUCGGGAACCCCGAGCCUGGUGACAAGGUAGUGGGUUACAAGAGCUUCAGUGAAGUCUGUAAAGAUCUGGAUAAGGUUAUCAAUGCGCUGUGGCUCUCCGGAACCCCCAUGCUCCAGAUUCCCUUCCUACUACGACUCGCUAGCGAUUUUACGCAAUAUGUUCGAUCAUUCCCGCCCUCACCUAAAGCAUCCUUUGCGCUGCUGCGUAAGCUCGAUCACUGUUUCGCCAGUCUACUUUGCGGCCAGGACCUUAAUACCCGCGAGACACUGCCCGGGUUCCAGAACGGGCUACGUGCCGGAAUGACAAUUACCGACAUGGUCCGAUGUAGGAGUCUUGUCGAACAAAGUCGAGUCCUGAUGGUAGAGGUGAUGAGCAGCGGCGACCCAGAUGAUGAAGAGAGUGAGACGGAAAACGACACAGAUGGAGAAAUGGACACCGACACCGAUGGCCUAGGGCCGAGUACGUGGGACGGCGAGGUGGACGAAGAGGAAGAACAGCUACAUCUAGACGCUGCGCGCGUCUACGAGAAUACCAUUGUGCACCUAAACGAGCGGAUGGGAGACUCACUUGGAAGUGGAACCACCACCACUGCCGCAGACGUCUCGAUGGCCAUGAGCGACUCAUGA
Molecule: messenger RNA, 840 nt
Organism: Ilyonectria robusta
Lineage: Eukaryota; Fungi; Ascomycota; Sordariomycetes; Hypocreales; Nectriaceae
Exons: 2
Coding region: 1-840 (279 amino acids)
Cellular component (GO): transcription factor TFIIH holo complex
Source: RefSeq, a predicted model, not a curated record